Molecule: messenger RNA, 939 nt
Organism: Durusdinium trenchii
Lineage: Eukaryota; Dinophyceae; Suessiales; Symbiodiniaceae
Source: the annotation of a GenBank genome assembly
GGGUACAUCUCCCUCGUGUGCGAGACCAAAACGCAAAAUGGCAUCGGCCCUGGGAGAGAGCUGGUGAUCUCGUAUGGCAACGAGUACAACCACAAUGCUCCCAGUUCUGAUGGCAAUGAAGCGCACUCUCCGCUGAAGAAGUUCAAAGGCGCGCUUGCUGCACUCUUCGAGAAGCAGGCCGCAGCAGCAAACCCUGGGCCAGCGCCAAUGCCACCAGCGCCGACACCUGCCCCGGCGCUGCCAGCCCCUCCACCAGCGUCAGGGGCACCCACACCACAGCCCACAGCUCAGCCGGCACCAAAGCCGGCACCAAAGCCGGCCCCUGCACCACAGCCGGCGCCGCCUGCGCCAAAGCCGGCGCCUGCACCAAAGCCAGCGCCGGCGCCACCACAGCCAGAAGCGCUACAGCACACGCAGCAGCUUGCGAAAUUUGAGAACCCUCCUUGCGCUCUACUCGCCUCCACCGACACCGAGACCCCAACCCUGCACCUGAAGAGCUUGUGCGAUUCAAACAAAGUCUUCAAGAAAGAGCAGGUGUUGUGGAGGUGCGGCUCUGGGAAGCUUGUUGUGAACGCAGCAGCUUCCUCGCCCCAUUCGUGGGUGCCGAAGCCUUCCUUGCAAGUGGUUGAUGGAGGGAGCAACAAGUUGACCACCUUGGGAAAGAUGGUGAAUGACAAGAGCACAUUGACGGUCUUUGGUGCGGUGAUGGAUGGAAAGAAAUGGUCACUUUCCCAUGCUUCUGCCCCGCACUUUGAGCCACAUGACCAAGCUCAAGCUGCCAUUCUUGCGACGCUAGUGAAAGCUACAGCGACGUUGCGCUGCUGUUCAGUGCUUUGGGAGGUCAAGGUGAACAAUGGCACAAUCUCGCCAAGCGCAGUGGUUUUGUACCAGCAGAAGCAGGUCACGAUCCCGGCCUCGAGCUCGCUACAGUUGGACUGA